CCUUCUCCGGCUUCCUUCCUUCGAAAGCUUUCUGCGUCGCUUCCUCCUCCUUCCUCGUUUAAAAGCCACCCCGUCGCUAGAACUCGGAAGCACUUUGCAGAGAGAGUUGGAGGAAGGAAUUAAGGAGGGGGAGUGAUGUUCUACUCUCACUCUCUCCUGUCCAAGAAGGGGCCUCUCGGCACCAUAUGGAUUGCGGCUCAUUGCUUCAAGAAGCUGAAGAAAUACCAGAUUCACGGCACUGAUAUCUCCUCCUCCGUAGAUAAAAUUAUCCCUGAAAUCCACAUAUCACACAGGGUAUUGGCUCACCUUCUUUUGGGUAUCGUGAGGAUAUUCUCAAAGAAAGUUGAUUAUCUCUACCAUGAUUGUAAUGCGGCUCUGACUUGUAUGAGUAUAUCAUUUAUCCCUCUCCAAGUCACUGUGAAGAAGGGAGCAACUUUCAAACCUCAGCAAUAUUCUGUAAGGGCAAAAAGACAGAAACGAGAUCAUGUAGAUUCAUCAGAGCAACAAACUUAUGAGGAUGUGGUUGAAACCAUUUGUGCUUCACAUCCUCAUGUGACUAUCAAUGUGCCUGAAAGACUGGAGCUUGAUUCAUUUGAUUUAGAGAUCCCGGAUGACAAUGAUUUAGCCGAUAUGCAGCCUCAUCAACAGUCUAAAUCCCAAGCAGACCAUUAUCUGGACGAUCAUUGUGAUCCUUUUUUUCAGAAUGAGUGUAAUCAUGGGGAAUCAAUCAUGCAGGAUGAUAUUGUUUCUUCUUGUUUUACACCUGUCAGUGAUGUUCUUCCACGAGAUAUGAUGGAUAUUGACCUUCAGUUAGUUGAAGAGUACAACUUAAGCAGUGAGCGAUUAGUAGGGGAGGAUAAUCAAAGAGAUAUCAGAUGCCAUCGGCAACUAAAGUUGGAUCAAUUGCCGGAUACCAUCCUACACCCAUUAAAAGAGAAUACCAUAUAUGCUCACAACGUGGAAAAUUUUGAGAAUUCACAAAAACCAGUGGAACCUUUGGUUUUAGACAUGACCCUCCUAUCAAAUGAUGAAGCAUGCCCAUCCUCAAUAAAGGAAAAUGCAAUAGCCACUCAUCCAACCAAAACUCACAAUGGAGAUCCAUUGCAAUGCGAUCUGGAACCUGCAGGCAUUCCUUCGCCUAAAUUUAGUGUGAGAACUCCAGCUAAAAAAGAACAUCGGAUGCUGAGAAAGAGAAAAGUUCUUUUUGAUGAAGCAAUAGUGUUAUCUAACAAGACUUUGCGGACGGGAAUACAUGAUGCUAGCAAUCUAGUCUUAAAAAGGAAAAAAGCACCGCAUACGUUUCUGGAUGCGUGGAAACAUGAUCAAAUUUCUACGUUGCAGCUCGACUUUUCAGCUCCUUUAAUACAUUGUAUGAUGGCUUCAGAACUGAAGACUCUUUUUCAAACCAGUUCCUUUGUUUGUUCUCCAAUGAAUAUUCUUGGUGACCAUGACUUAAAGCCAUUGUCUCCUGAAAACAACAUCAACAAAGCCUCUGAAGUCGAACAGUCUCAACACAAGGUAGUCACUGAAUUGCCAUCUACAGGAAAUUAUACCGAGGAACCUAUAACUGAUAAAAAUGAAAUAGAAAUGCAACACUUAGGCUCCAUUGAAUCGGCAGAUACUGGGUUGGACUUCAUUAGUCAGGAGCUAGAGUCUCAGGAAAAGGAUGCAGUUGUCCAAGAGAAGGGAUGGUCACUAACGACCAGGGCUGUGGCACGUUAUCUCUAUCGCAAACUUUUGGUUUCUAAUGCUGAAGAAAGAAGACGGAGUUUGAGUUUAUACCAAAUCCUCCAGAGAAGAAAAAGAUCCGACUCGGCUAGGUUUUUCUACGAGAUACUGAUUUUAAAGGAACGUCAGGUCAUAGAUGUCAACCAAGACUCUCCAGAUGAGAUAAUUAUAUCCCCAACGCAAAAAUUGGAAGAAGAGUUCAAAAGUUGACUGUAGGAACAUGCUGGAAACUCAGUGCACUAACGGCCUUAGCAGUUGUAAUGUUUAAAUAUCCAAUGCAGAAACAGCUAACUAUUUUUUUUUUUAGGAAAAAUGUAUACAUAGUGCCCACUUUUGUCACUUGAUUAUCUGUUAUAAAGGCCUAGAUUAUACAUACA
Molecule: messenger RNA, 2105 nt
Organism: Zingiber officinale
Lineage: Eukaryota; Viridiplantae; Streptophyta; Magnoliopsida; Zingiberales; Zingiberaceae
Product: sister chromatid cohesion 1 protein 3-like
Exons: 13
Coding region: 136-1938 (600 amino acids)
Biological process (GO): mitotic sister chromatid cohesion; replication-born double-strand break repair via sister chromatid exchange; synaptonemal complex assembly
Cellular component (GO): cohesin complex; synaptonemal complex
Molecular function (GO): protein binding; chromatin binding
Source: RefSeq, a predicted model, not a curated record